This is a messenger RNA of Anoplopoma fimbria (sablefish), 2121 nucleotides long. RefSeq names its product ring finger protein 26 (gene rnf26). The coding region runs from base 477 to 1823 and encodes 448 amino acids. Lineage: Eukaryota; Metazoa; Chordata; Actinopteri; Perciformes; Anoplopomatidae. Gene Ontology annotation, biological process: ubiquitin-dependent protein catabolic process; protein ubiquitination. The transcript has a single exon. The record is from RefSeq and is a predicted model, not a curated record. Gene Ontology annotation, molecular function: ubiquitin protein ligase activity.
GUCACGUGCUGCGACCAAAACAAACAUGGCGGCCACAGUAACGACGGUAAACACGUCGACGCUUUUUGUGUGUUUUCUCAGUCUCUCUUGAUUUUGCCGGUCAAAUGUACACAUGACACAUGCUCUGCACCGGCCAUGUGAACUGGUGACAUGUUUUUGGACCGUGUUUUAAACGGAGAGACGAAACGAAACCCGGAAAACAAACGGAAGUGUCUGCCUCUCGUUUGAAACUAAACAUCCGCCUCCUAAACACGCUUGUGUUUACCGUGUUCAGCCGGACGAAUACGAGGAGAAUAUGAGAAGUUACUGUGUAAUCCAUUCAAAUGAACGAGUCGUCGUGUGCUGUCCCGCCUGACACGAAGGACAACAUGAUGUAACGUCAGCCAACAGGUGAGUAAAUAAACAAGACAUGGACUUUGCCGUGGAGCCAACCUUGGAGCACUGAGAGGGAGACACCGAGUUAAAGACACACUACCAUGGGUUUGGUGAACUUUGUAAUCGCCACCGUAGGAAAAUGCCUGGACGCCGUCUGCUUACUAUUGGAACUGAAUUUCGUCAUCGUGCACAGCGUGGUGCGGACAAUCCUCGCGGUCAUCACCUUCAUCACCAACCUGCCCGACCUUCUCCUCAACUCAGUGCUGGAGCUGGGCAACUUGGCCGUGAUUUGCUUGAUGUCCACGGCAGAGGCAGCGUCCAACGUAGCCCAUAGCACCGUCACCAUGCUGGGGAGCUUGGUGCUGGCCCUGGAGGGGCUGCUGGAGAGCCUGAAGAUGGUGGGUUACCUGUCCAUGCACGUCCUGCUUCGCGGGAAGGAGCACCUGUGUCGAGGUCUGCUGUCCGUGCUGGAGGGCUGCGGCAUCGCUGUCAGCCUGGUGGUCUACUUCACCAACACCGUGGUCAACUUUGCACUCAUCGCCACCCAGAACGUUUACUCGGUGGUGGUCAGUGUGUGGCAGACGGUGUCCAGCCCGCUGCAGACCGUGCUGGAGCUCACGCUGACCUCCUUCACCUUUCUGUACAGCAGCCUGGUCGGCACCUCGGCUUUCCUGUGGUCGCCUUGUAAACUGAUGUUGGACUUUUUGGUCUCGCUGGUUCAUAUGUUUGUCAGCAUCUUCAUAUUGAAUAUCUAUGGCCUCCUGCUCACUGUUACUAUUGCUCUAACUACAACCGCCUACCUGAAUCCAGAGCUGACCCGACAGGCCGCUGUGCGAAUUGGAGAUUACAUAAACUUUUUUCCUGCCUUGCCCAGACUUAGUCUGGUUUACCAUCGCCUCACCGCAGCUUUGCAGAGCGCCCCGCAUUUUUUAGGUGGUGCCGUGCAGCGCCUGCACAGGAUAUUCCUUCACCUCUGCCUGCUGGAGAGAAGACUUUGGCAGAAGCUGUCUCAACUCAGCAGCCAGCUAGGUUCAGCUCUGAGGACACAUCUGAGCAGGGACAACAGCAGAGUACGCGGCGAUGGCGACCCCAGAGAGGAGAGGCGGGACCCACCAGAUGGAAGAGCAGGAGAUGGAGCACACCAGGAGCUGCUGGACUUAGUUUUCCCAUCAUCAAGCAUAGACAGACCACUAAAGAAGCAGUCGUCUUCAGGCAAAGACAGUAAAACUCUACCUGCUGAGAAUCUGCUGACUCUGCUGAAGGAGCAGGAGGAAAGGAAGAAGUGUGUGAUCUGUCAGGACUGCACCAAGACGGUGGUGCUGCUGCCAUGCAGGCACCUCUGCUUGUGUAGAGACUGUACGAACAUCCUGUUGAGGCAGCCCAUAUACCAACAGAACUGCCCGCUCUGUCGACACAUGAUCCUCAACACUAUGGACGUGUAUUUAUGAGGGACCAACAGAAGUGGAUCUGUCGGCGGCUGACCCCAUGUUACAGCCUAUCAGUAUCUUUACCACCACUGACACUACGGUGUAUGACCUGUGAUUUUACUUGGUUGUGUUAAAAGAUAAGUCUGAUAAUUCUGUACAUUUUUCUUGCUGUCAACAAAUCCCAUGAAGCCCAAAAGUAACAAAAUGUUAGUCUGUCUGGUGAUACUUUCUUGCUUCUCUACUCUGAUAGUGGCACUCAGCCCCAACCCUAUUUCUUUAUUACUGAAGAUGUAAAAAAAAAAAAAAAAAAAAAAAAAAA